Alternaria rosae is the source of this 2614-nucleotide messenger RNA. Its product is annotated as heterokaryon incompatibility protein-domain-containing protein. The record is from RefSeq and is a predicted model, not a curated record. Bases 183 to 2129 code for a protein of 648 amino acids. Lineage: Eukaryota; Fungi; Ascomycota; Dothideomycetes; Pleosporales; Pleosporaceae. The transcript has a single exon.
CAGCCAACAACACCAGGAAGUAGCAACAGUCCGUGCCACAGUUGACGUCACCUAUAGGGGGAAUUGAAUGAUAGGGAUGCGACGCGCAAUCUGCGAAGUUCAGCAGCCUCUCCAGGUAACGAUGUUGAGCCUUCCACGCCAUGCGAGCCGUCGCAAACCGCUAGCAAGCUCUGCACCUUAACAUGUAUUGCCAGCUCGACGCGUCCCGGAAAGAGAUACGUCUACUCCAUGUUCAUCCAGGGGCCUGGAAUGAUGACAUCGCAUGCCACCUGGAGACCGUCUCGCUGAACGAUAACCCAAAAUUCCACGCCAUCUCGUACGUUUGGGGUGACCCAACGGUAACGUUACCCAUCAGGAUCGAUGGAGAGUCGCUGGAGAUAACGCGGAAUCUGCGCAAUGGGCUGCAACGAUUGCGGAGAACGGAUAAGGCCUUGAUCAUCUACGCAGAUGCAGCCUGCAUCAACCAGUCGGACCUCAAAGAGCGUUCGGAACAAGUACAGCUUAUGGGCGAAAUAUAUAGUUUGGCGGAAGAAACCUUCAUCUGGCUCGGCUACGGACGCAGCCCUCGAGCUCCCUUCAAACGACCAGCCACCGUCAACUGGACUGGAGAUGAAAGAGACGCCACGACCGUGGAUGACUACUUCAAGCAGAGCAAGAUUCGAGAUGGGAGAAGAGGAGAGCAAAAGGAGGCGGAGGACGUACUUGGCUUCUUUGUUUACAUACGAAUCUGUGGCAUGGACAAGCACGUAGGCGAAAUCCCCUUCUUCACUGUAGAGAACGGGCGGCUGCUUCGCAAGGAGAGCUGGUCAGCAGUCAUUCGAGCUACGAAGACAUGGAUUGGAAAUCCAUGGUGGUAUCGGAUCUGGGUUGUACAAGAGACGGUGCUUGCUCGACGGGCCACAGUGGUUUACUGCAACAACACGAUGCCAUGGAAUACACUCAUAGAGGCAGUUCAGUCAAUAACCAGACACUCCAAAGGCUGUUGUAGAAGCCUUAGCUUGUCACUGCCGACAAACGGCAGGUUGGCUUGGAGUCAAUUAUCAUUCGCCGUGCACACCGGCGCGGUAGCCCUCCAGAAGCUCAGACAGCGAGGUAAAAGACUGUGUCUGAGUCAAGUCAUGCGUCUAGUACACCUGCACGAAGCGACAAAUAUCAGGGACAAUGUGUUCGGUGUACUAGGACUCGUAACAGACUGGCAAGGUACACCGCCCAUUAUCCCUGACUACAGUCUCUCUCCCAAAGAAGUCUUCGUUCAAGCGACCGUCAGGGAUAUACGCGGUACCCGCUCAUUGGGUGCAUUGAUGGGUAGAACCAUGGCCGGCGUAUCAGGCAUACCAUCUUGGGUCGUGGAAAUCAGCCCGAAAACACCAACACAGUACGCCGUCGCACAACUCAAACUACAUCGCUCAGCACUUUAUUCCGCAGCAGGCGCAACGGCAGCCCACAUUGAGAGAAGGAAGGAUAUCCUCACGGUAGACGCUUUUGAGCCAAGCCAGACAAUCUCUCAAGUCUCACACAUACUACAUACGGAGCGACUUACUUGGAAAAACAUCAUCGACACCCUCGAUACAUGCUACCGUAUGAUUGAAGCCGAGAAGGAAAGGGUCUUUUGCGCUUUAGGGAAUCACACGCUAGAAGAGGCGCUUUGGAGGACCUUGACGACAGAUAGCUGGGAGCCGCUUUCGUCCAAUCAAGCUGCUUCGUCCAACGACUCUCCUAGGGGGAACAAAUCUCGAAGAUUCGGCAACGCAAACGUCACGCGUUUGGGAAGGAACUUGCAGUCUUGGUGUCAGGCUCGAGCGACUAAUCCCAAUGCCGCGGGGAGCUUGCAUGGCGAAGAUCUCAGUGAUGAUCGCUUCUUCUAUGAGACGUGCUUUACGUCGGGGUUUGAUCGGAGAUUCUUCAUCACGACAGACGGCCGUAUGGGCGUUGGUCCACCGGAGAUGCUUCCUGGUGACUCCAUAGCUAUCUUAUUGGGAGGCAACGUACCAUUCUGCAUCCGAGCAGUCCCAGAUGCGCCCAAAGGUCACUAUACGCUCGUUGGAGAAACAUAUGUGCAUGGUUUGAUGGACCGAGAAGGCGUUCCAGCGGAUUGGAAAGAGUAUGUUGUCAAAAUACAUCUGCAUUGAACGGAUUUCGAUAGAAAGAAGGGGAAAAGUACCUGCGGAUGCGGUGGAAGGGCCAGCGGUCUGUUUUCAUAGCCGACGAACGGGUUUGGCGGCGGCCGCGAGUGACUGAGCUGGCUGUUGCUAUAUGUAUGACCACUAGCAACGCUGCUGCUAACGGCGAUGCUGCUGCUGCAUAUAUUUCUGCUAUUAGUAGGGACGCCAAGUUGCUGCUGAUGCCAGUUCUUCUUGUUGGUGAGCUUAGUAAGGCGAGUCUGCAGUUGAAUGGUGGAGUCGCGCGACGCUUGCAGCUCGCUGUUUAUACAUUCCAAUGAUGUACCUGCGACAAGUACACUUGUCCCAGAGAUAUACACUGUACUUUACUUUGCGAUAUGUCGCGGUAAAGUGCGAUGUAUACUCCAGGGCACAUUCCCUGGAAUGAAUAGAGGAGUGUACGUAGAAAGCAGCCCGAAUAGGCACGAAGACGAGACAAGAACAAUGAAUUGCAC